This is a messenger RNA of Puntigrus tetrazona (Sumatra barb), 1027 nucleotides long. It is a transcript of the gene timm10b, whose product is annotated as translocase of inner mitochondrial membrane 10 homolog B (yeast). Gene Ontology annotation, cellular component: mitochondrial intermembrane space chaperone complex. The transcript has 3 exons. NCBI's taxonomy places the organism in Eukaryota, Metazoa, Chordata, Actinopteri, Cypriniformes, Cyprinidae. Bases 181 to 810 code for a protein of 209 amino acids. The record is from RefSeq and is a predicted model, not a curated record.
UCCGCCGCAACUAAUCGUGACGUUUCCUCCUGUAGUCACGUGAUUGUAAACAUGGCCGCGCGCUGUUGAAAGUCAUGCGAUAGCUCUUGGAUAUCAUUUCUUAAUUUUAUCCUUUUCAAUUGCAGUUUAUUUGCAGUUCUUUAAACAUUUCUCUUGCUAUAUUCUGCCAACAAAAUUGUCAUGGACCCCGCCGGACAGCUACGAAAUUUGCGGGACUUCCUCCUCGUUUACAAUCGCAUGACGGAAAUCUGCUUCCAGCGAUGCACAAGCAAUUUCAACUACAGAAAUCUUACAAUGGACGAGGAGCGAUGUGCUGACAGUUGUGCUGGCAAGUUAAUAAGGACCAAUCACAGGUUAAUGGGCACAUAUGUGCAGCUCAUGCCCAUGAUGGUUCAGAAACGAAUGCAGGAGAUGGAGACCAAAGCUGCAGAGUUGGCAAAAGCUGAAGCUGCAGCACAAGGAAGCACUUCGUCGGUAGAAAAUCCAUCCAAUGCCAUCGCAACCACAACACCAGUGCUUGAGAGCCCACAGAUGCCUUCGCUUUCUAAUAAUCCAUCAGAUAUCUCAGCACUUGGACAGUCAUUGUCAGAUGUGCCCACAGUACAGACCUUUACAAACGAGUCUUUAGAAGGACCAGUAGCACCGUCGCCGGUGAUCUCCACGUCUUCUAGCGUACUUAAAGUAGAUAGAGGCCCCGUUUUGAGUGCAGUAGAAAAACUCAAUCUAGAGCCCAGCGGUGUUACAACCACAACAGUUCCUGAAACACGGUCUGAAGGGGGAGCAGGACAGAGCCCCCAAAAUCCAUCCUGAUCUUGAGACGUGGCAGAGAUGUCUUCUCUGCCUUGUCUAGAAAAUUCAGUUCAUGCUGCAUAUUAAGUCCUAACAGCCAAAAGUCACAAAAGCCUUUUAAGACCACUGACCAUGGAUGGGUUUCAUAAAUAUUUAAAUACCUCUCCUGAAACAUUGAAUGAGGAUGUACUACUGGCUAACAUGUGUUUUUUAAUAAAAGCACAUCAUUGAAAAAUCA